Molecule: messenger RNA, 7324 nt
Organism: Limanda limanda (common dab)
Lineage: Eukaryota; Metazoa; Chordata; Actinopteri; Pleuronectiformes; Pleuronectidae
Product: nck-associated protein 5-like
Exons: 19
Coding region: 246-5996 (1916 amino acids)
Biological process (GO): microtubule bundle formation; microtubule depolymerization
Cellular component (GO): microtubule plus-end
Source: RefSeq, a predicted model, not a curated record
ACGAAAUAUAGAGAAUCUUACGUCAUAAUAUCGAUUAAAAAAAACACACAAUCGCCGUUUUCCUCAGUAAGUGCCUUUCUUCUUAAAACCUCCUAUGAUUUAAUAGACUUCAGAGGUGAUAACACACUCCUUAUGAGCUUUCUGCUCUCAGCACAUUUUAACCUCUGGAAGGAAUAGUUGCUGCGCUGCAGUUUGUGAGAGAACUGCUCCGGAGAUCUACGCCUCCGAUAAACUCUCAGGAAUACAUGGACGCCAACAAAUGCAUCGACGAGCUCCUGAAGCAGCUUGAGGACGAGCGGAGGAACGUGCGAAGAGAGAAGCUGGCCGUGGCUCGCCUUCAGAGGGAAGUCGCACGGAGCAAGAGCGAAGGAACAAUGCGAGAGAAGCUGAUCCACGAGCUAGAGGAAGAGCGACGCCUGCGACUGGAGAGCGAGAAGCGUCUCCGGGAAGUGACGGAGGAGUCCGAGCUGGGCCGGGCGCAGAUGGUUUCACUGCAGCAACAAUUCUCCAGGAUGGAAGAGACGGUGCGGACGCUGCUGCAGAACCAGGGCGUCCUGGAGCAGACUGCUGUGGACACAGUGGACAUCAUGAAGGCCUACAAGGAUAAACUCUCGGAGGAAGUGCAGAAGCAGCACGCCGGCGCCGGAGAGAACGGACCCCCCCCGCCGGGGGCGCCUCCAGCCGAGCCGGACCUCGGGCGGCUGCUGGAUCCUGAAGCAGAAGAGGACAGAACCCUGGUCCUGCUGGAGCGGCUCAACGCCCUGGAGGAGAGGAACUCGACGCUGACCUCGGAGAACGAGAACCAGAGGGAGCAGUACGAGCGCUGUCUGGACGAGGUGGCCAAUCAAGUUGUGCAGGCGCUUCUCACCCAGAAGGAUCUGAGGGAGGAGUGUCUGAAGCUCCGAACCCGAGUCUUCGACCUGGAGCAGCAGAAUCGGGCGCUGGGCGUUUUGUUCCAGCAGCGGAUCAAACCGGCCUCAGACAUGCUCCUGCAGAAGCUCCACUCACGCAUCAUGGAUCUGUCUGCGGCCGACUUGCUUCUGGAGCCGGAGCGGAGCAGAGCCUUCUUGCUCUCCAGGAACACGGACUCUCCUUCUAACGAGGUCCAGUGGAACGGGAAGUCCGGUCUGCCGGGGACCAAGUGUCUGAGCCAGCUUAGUCUCACCGUGGCGGCGGCGCCGGUUUACCAGCGCAGCAGCUGCAGCAGCAGCGAGCUGUCGCUGUCCAGCGCCUGCAGCGAGUUCUCCAGCGGCUCCUACACCUGGAACGACGGGCGCUCCUGUGGAAAAAUGUCGUCCCUGACCUGGGAGAAGAGGCUGAGUUUGGGUUCGUCGGCUCCCAGUAACAUCUGCGCCCCCCCCGAGGAGCAGGCGCCCACACGCCGCAAGGAGAGCAACAUCCUGGAGGGCCUGAGGAAGCUCCAGAGGAGGAAACACCGGAGCUCCUCCUGCUCCUCCAGGGUCUCGAGGUCCGGGGAAAAAGACUGUAUGAACUCCAACGAGGGUAUCUACUCCCUGGGGGUGAAGACCACCGGCCAGGUGGUCUCCAAGCCCACCCAGGAGGGGCGGCCCUCUGCCGGGGGGGCCAAGAAGUUCUCGUAUGAUUCUGACGAUGCAGACGAUGAACUGGCACAUUCCGGCCGUGGAGAUAACAUCCCCACCAAGGACGGGUGGUUCUUCUGUAAGAGACGCUCCCGCAGCAUCUCAGAGAGCUUGUGCAGCUGGGAGGGGCUCCAGGACGGCGGAGGGGGGGGUGACUCGGUUCCCGUGGUUACGAAGCAGCCCCCAGGUUACGACUCCAAAGAGCAUCCGGAGAAACUCAUGAGCUUCAUCAACAGUUUCCUCCCUGAGGGAGGGCGGACCUCAGCUUUUUCUAAACCAACCAAGCUGCACUACAAGCCCCCCGACCCCGAGGGUCCGCACCCCCUCUCUGACGUGGACGACCCGGAGGAGCUGACCUCUGAGUCCAGUGACCUCCACGUGUCCUUCAGCCGGCCGCCAGCGCAGGCAGAGAGGGACGCCAAGCGGCUGUCGAGGGACGCCGCCAAGCUGCUGGUCCAGCAGUGUCUGAGACGAGAGCAGGGACGCACCCAGUCCGCGGACGGGAGGUCGCGACCUUUCAGCCUCAUCAAGGAGCCCAAGGUCACCACACACACUCAGUCUGAAGAAAGCAUCCUGGCCAUCUUUGACGCAGAAGGAGAACCAAUCGAACUCUGUUCUCAGAGACUCUCUGCAGGGGCGGGGUCUCGACAGGACGUACCAGGUGGAAAAGCGGUUGCUGAUUACGCGGAGCUGGUUCCACAGGAGAGACCAACGCGGCAGACGGCAUCGAACACACGGAACUACAGCGUCCUGGAGUCUCCAGAGAAACCCUCCGAGUAUCAGAUCAGGUCGAGGAAGACGAGCAGAGAGGACAUGCAGCUGACUCCUCAGAGGAAGCUCAUCAAACCCACGAGCAGCCGAGCGAGCAAAGGCCUCUCCAUCCCCCCCAUGACGGAUUCCAGUCCGAAGGGGGGCGGGUCGAAGAUACCGGGUCGGAACAAACCUUCUGCCUCUCCUUUGAGACUCUCCAAGGGUUCCACCACCGAUCAGAGUAACUCUGCUCAGGAGAAACCCUCCUCCUCUUCCACGCUCAAGAUCUCCAGGUUCAUCAAGACGUCAGGAAGCUCCUCCCACAGCCCGAAGGCGCCGAACUCCAAACCGCCCAGCAGGGCCGAGUGGAGCAAGACCGCCUCCUCCUCGCCAGGUUCUCCUCUCCUGGCGAGGAGGCACCUGGAGUUCUCUGACCACGUGGAGCAGCCGACCAGAGACAAACACUGUGAAACCAGCAAAAACAAACUCAGGUCCCCUUCUCCUCCGCCCCCCCCAGGCCGCACCACCUCCUUACUCAUCAGACCAAACUACGAAGGGUCGCCUCAUGCACAUAAACCGGGCGCAGCUCAACAAGCCACACCCACCUCGGUGAGGGGCCCACCCCCAAGCUACCACACCUCCCUCUUACCAAAUAUGCAAAGCACUCUGCCCAUCAAGGAUAAAGACUGUUUGGACCUGGACGCCGGAUACGGGACCGCACUCUCACCUCAGAAACUGGUCGACAAAACCAGUCAGCACCUUCAGAAGUCCCCGGCCACGCCAUCCACGAAAGGCACCUCCAAGAAAUCGACCACGAAAGACUACCUCCCUCCCGCGAGCUCAGGGUCUGCUCCGGAGCCCGAAGCUGCACCUAAAGGCUCCAAGAAUGUCCCGCCUCCCUACAGCGCCCUCCGAGGCUCCGCCCUCCAGAACUCGUUUGCAAGUAAACGAGGAUCAACCCAUGAAAAUGUGCAUCACUCGGUGCAGAAGGCGUCUAUUAGUUUACCUUUAGCGUUUCAGGAAACCUCUCAGAGUAAGACGGAGCCUCCGGCGGUCGUCAGCCCCCCCGACUCGGUCCUGAUGUCGCCCAGCUCAGCGGAAAAAGCCUCAAAGACUCGAAUCCCGAUGGGGUUUAAAGCGUUUUUAAAAUCUCCCCCCAGCCAUAAAAACAGUUUGUCUGUCGCAGGAAAGCAAGAGAAAGAUCAUAUCAACUCCGUCUCCAAGGAAACGGUGACUUCUUCAAACGCCUCGACGCAGUGUGACAGCGUGCAGCCGGCGCACGCCAUCGAUUCCUCCUCCAAGACGCCCGUGACAGAGGGGAAAGGGGACGUCCGGAGAAGGUCACAGGAGGAGGCGGCUGCCGAGGGGGGGGAUGUUGGCGACAAGGGGAAAAGGAGCAGUCAACUUUUCUCCAGAUCCAUAUCCGUCACCACCAAAUCUCACCUGAAGCCGGCGCUGGGGAUGAACGGCGCCAAAGCCCGGAGCCAGAGCUUCAGCACCAACUACAUGGAGAAGCCCACCAUCAACGUCCUGGAUGUGCCGGGAAAGAUCCGGACGCAGAUCAUCACCAACUCCGGGGAGCGCGGGAACUCCCUCUCCAGACAGAGCUCCCUGGAGGUCCCGGGGGUCGGGUCGGCCGAGAGCCCGGUCCACGCCCCCAGGAGCCGGCUGAGCCACUACGGAGGCAUGACGGCGUCCAACUGUCAGAACGUUCUCCCUGAGAGGAACGCUAAACCAGGCCCUAAAGGUGAAGGGUCGCAGGGCGCAGGGAAAGGCGAGGACGUCACCUCCCCUUCUCAGAAGGAGGGGCGGAGCUUACCCAUCGGCGACAGGACUGGGUUCAACCACAUCCGCAAGCCGGGAAAAGUGGCUUCUCAUCCUCCGUCCUCUUGUGUGUUCAGCUCAGAAAACCCUGUGCGGGAGACGGUCGGCAUAGCAACCAGCGCUAAUGAGCCAGACUUCAGCAGGGAAGUCAAACCUCCGGCGGACUCGCCAAACAAACCCGCGGAGGUGGAGGAGAAGAAACUCAGCCCCACGACCUGCACCAUCGAGGAGAAGGUCAUGAUGGGAAUCGAGGAGAACCUGCAGAAGUGUCAAGAGCAACAGGGGAAGGUCGGCGCCGGCGAGGUCAAGCAGAAGACCGCCCCCUCCCUGGCCAACUGGUUCGGCCUCCGCAAGAGCAAACUCCCGGCGCCGGGCGGCAAGAAGGCCGACGCCCCCAAGGGGAAGGAGGAGAAGAAAGAGCUGAAGAUCGGAUCGGUGCUCGGAGGGAAACAGGUGAAGUCGGACAAGAAGAAGGACAAGAAGAAGAACGAGGAGGCGCAGACUCUGUCGGAGAUGAACAACAAGCUGAGCUCCAUCAUGGACCACUGCAACAACCAGAUGGGUCAGAUCGCCAGUCAGAUCACCUGCUCCACGGCGUUCAUCGGCAAGGACCAGUUCGUCAAGGAGCUGCUCGGCAGGACGGCUGUGAAGGGCAACGCGGUGUCCCCCCCGCCGCCGGGAGCGUCCACGCCCAAGAAGCACGUGGACAUGGAGACGUGUCCAGAUACGGCUACGCUGCUCAUGACUCAGAGGAUCCACCUGCGAGCGGAGAGCGACCACGCACACAUCCAGGAAUCAGCCUGUCAGGAUCACAUGAUCGGCUCCGGCUGUCAGAUGAGAACCCUCGACAGCGGCAUCGGCACCUUCCCUCUCCCCGACUCCGUGACCCGGGCCGGCGGGCGCCACCUCCCCAAGUCCGAGUCCAGCCCCGAGGGCGUGAGCGCCGGCUCGUCCAAGCUCGACCUGGACCCUCCCUCUUCUCACCCUGACCCCUCUCACCCCGAAGUGCCUUCCCUCCCAAACACCCGCCUGCAUGCCCCCACUAGCAUGGGUCACUCCCUGUCCGAGCCCACCGUGACCUGCAGCAGCGACGGCCCGGACCCCCAGAGCCGACUGCCCAGACUCGGGUUAACUUCAGACGCCGUCAGGACGAAGAGGUCGAGUCUUUGUGUUCCACCGAGCAGCGACUCCACGGACGACAAAGAGAAAGAGAACGAGAGGAAGAUGAAGAACAAGGACUAUGAUAUUCCUGCUGAUCGAGUUCUGCACGUGUGCACGUACUCGGGCAGCAGCAGCGACACGGAGACGGAGCUGGAGGUCUCGCCACAUCGGACCCUCGUCCACAGAACCAGGAGGAGCGACUCAGUGGAGCCGAGCGAGGAGACGCUGAGGAGGAGCGGCGUGGAGAAGCCUCUGUCCAUCAUGGACUUCUACCCUCACGACGUGUUCUCCCACCUGGAGCUGGACACCAGGAGGACGUCUCAGUACAACCUGCUGCACAAGGAGACGUCGCUGGACGGGAAGGCAGGAGACCGACUCAGUAAGGAGAUGAUCCCGAUGGAGAAGACGCCGUCCGGAGCCGACCAGCCCAGCUCCCUGGACUUCUCCCUGGAGUCUCUGAACAAGCUCAACCACAGCAGCAGCUCCGGCGGCGGCCACAGAGGCGUGUGCCAGGCUGAUGGAGGGCGGAGCCUGGAGGACUGCAGCCGAGUGGACGAGCCGUCGUCCUCCAGCUUCUCCAGCAAGGCCCCGGGCUCCCAGAGCGACUCGCUGUACGACAGCUUCUCCUCCUGCACCAGUCAGGGAUCCAAUGACGUGUAGGAGAGUCUCGGGUUCUGGUUCCACAGACGCCCAGUGCUCCUCCUCUUCCUCCUGAGGGUCCAUGAGGCGAUGGCGAGUGGGCCGAGGCGUUCUCCAGCUCUGACCUCCGACCUCUGGACACACAACACGAAGCACUUAGCCGUGGAGGACGAACCCGAACCAGGACUGGAGCUCGUCCGGGUUCCCGUGGGCCGGACGCCGAUGUUCCUCUGGUUCCUCUACCCCAGGAACUUCUUAUCAUUGCACUGUAACAGGAAGUGACAACGUGUGUGAGGAACUGCGAGCAGGAAGUGAUGAAACAACACUGAGACCCGGGGCUCAUUCUACGUUUUGCUGCUAAGUUCAUCGCCCGUAUAACUCAGAAAUAAAAGAAAACCCUGGUUCCUCUUCUUUUUAAAAGCAAUAUUUUCUACAAACCAACUUUCUGUUCAUCUUGUGAACUCGUUGCCAAUCUCGUGUCUCGUGUGCGUGAGCGACAGGAAACCAGUGACUCGUCUCACGCCACUCGACCUCCACGCGGUACUCUCACGUGUCUCUGAAUGAAUCACAGGUACAACACACGUUCGUAGCUCAGGGAACAAACUGGACUCGUGUAGAUUGUAAAAAAAAAAAUUCAGCCGUCAGGAAAACACGGAUUCAACUCAACUCGUCUUUUUCCUUUUGGGAUUUUUUAUAUAUUUGAAAUGAAAGUUUCCACUCGAACCUGAACUCUCCAAACCUCAGUUCAUAGUUGUAUAUUAUGUUGUACAUACAAAUGACUAUAAGUUAAUAUCAGAAUGGGGCAUUGCUGAUGGAUAUAUGCAAAUGAGACAAUAAAAGAAAAAAAAAGAUGUAAAUCGUUUGCCGAUCUCUGAACUGAGCUUUUAUUUGAACUCUGCUGUUUGUUUAAGGAAUUCUUUUUAAAAGUCAUGAUAAUAAUAAUAAAAGUCUUUAUUUUGACCAAUAAGAGCUAAUACUCAAAUAUUUUAUCACUUUAUUUUAAGGACAUAUUUUGAGGCUUCGCCAAAUUUCUACCUGGACUUUGAGCAGCUGGUGCUAAUCAUGGGAGCGACUGUGUGUUUUCUAUGAAUCUGUUAAUAUUGUAUGAAGAGAGUCUGCACAGGACUUGUGUAUUUUUCUAGAUGUCCAGUAUUUAUACCCACAUUUUGUACUUUGUGUCGGGACUGUAGUGUGACUGUCCCUUCCCUGUGUCAAGAGAAAUGGCUGCCAGCAGUGUUACUUUAUGAUUAUUAAUAUUAUUAUUAUUAUUAUUAUUACUGUGUGCAAUUCUGUCUGUUACACUAGACUUUAAUGCUAUAUUUUAUGUAACUAUUUCCUAAAUAAAUAUG